Messenger RNA from Mucor mucedo, 420 nucleotides. RefSeq lists its product as uncharacterized. The coding region runs from base 1 to 420 and encodes 139 amino acids. The transcript has 3 exons. Lineage: Eukaryota; Fungi; Mucoromycota; Mucoromycetes; Mucorales; Mucoraceae. The record is from RefSeq and is a predicted model, not a curated record.
AUGGAUAAUAUAUUUAAGGGGUAUGACAGAAUGAAUGUAAUUAAGGUUAUUCACAUUCUUUAUGACAUGGCGCAUGAUUUUCAAAUUCCAGAAACUGAAAAUCACAUACAAAUUCGGGUUUCAAAGCUUAAGCUUAAUUUACGACAAACACGUUGCCCUACUGGAACUGCAAUUCUUUGGUCCCUCGCAAGCACAGCAAACUAUUUUUCAAAGAUUCCGAUUAAGGACAUUCGAUUUUUAUUUGUCAAAGAUAAGAGUUUCCAAAAUUAUUCAAGUGCUGACUUCAUCAAUGGCCAACGCCCACACCCUCCUGUGGUAAGAGGCCAACCCUGCGUAAACCCUCCGUCUGCUGCACAGAUUAAGCUGGCGUACGUGUACCUGUGGCAUCCUAUCGACCUGUACCUACCCCUUCUUCUGUAA